UCUACCCCUGUGAAGGAACACAACAGCAACUUUUUUGUCCACUCUUCACUCGUUCUCGAAGCUCAUGGAAGUUUCUGUAGGUCAGUCGGUGUAUGAACGCAGAGAUAACAUAACAGGUUGAAGUAAAGCCUGUUAAAAAGCGCAAGACAUGGGGAAGGAUUUCUAUAAAGUUCUCAAUAUUCCAAGAACUGCAACUGUUGAUGAAGUUAAAAAGGCCUACCGAAAGUUGGCCUUGAAGUAUCAUCCUGACAAAAACAAAGGUAGCAAAGAGGCUGAGGAGAAAUUCAAGGAAGUUGCUGAAGCUUAUGAGGCACUGAGUGACCCUCAAAAAAGAGAAAUUUACGACCGAUAUGGAGAGGAAGGUCUGAAGGGAAAUGUUGGAGCCAGUGGUGGUGGUCCUGGGUUCCAGAUGCCAGAAGGUUUUUCCUUCACAUCAUUUAAUAUCGACCCGAAUGAAACAUUCAGGACAGUGUUUGGCGAUGAAGACCCAUUUGCAAAUAUCUUUGAAAACCUUGGUGGCUUUGGUGGGUUUCCUGGUUUUAGCCAUGCUGGGCGAAGUAGAGGUCGUGGAAGGCCUGGCCAUCCUACAAAUACCAUGGAGUUUGAGGAUGUUCCAUUUUCCUCUUCAAAGCCAAGGCAAGAUCCACCCAUACAGUAUGACCUUAAUGUGACCUAUGAAGAAUUGUUUUCUGGCUGUAAAAAGAAAAUGAAGGUUUCAAGGAGGGUGUUGAAUCCAGAUGGGUAUACAACUAGAGAAGAACAGAAAAUAUUGGAAAUAACUGUUAAAAAGGGAUGGAAAGAGGGAACAAAGAUCACUUUUGCAAAGGAAGGACAUCAAAGUAGGGACAAAGUCCCGGCAGAUAUUGUUUUUGUGAUAAAAGACAAGCAACAUCCAUUAUUUAAAAGAGACAAAGACAACAAUUUGCUUUAUACGGCAAGGAUUUCUCUUAGAGAAGCACUUACUGGAACACAAUUAGAAAUAAAGACUAUAAGUGGCAAAAUGUUUCAAGUUUCUAUUGAUGAAAUUGUGACUCCUACAUCUACAAAGAUAAUUCGUUGUGGAGGUCUCCCAAGGCCAAAGCAUCCAGAGCAAAUUGGUGAUCUGCUUAUUUCAUUUGACAUUCAGUUCCCAAAUCAUUUGCCAAUCAGGACAAAAGAGGCCUUGCUUCAGCUUUUACCUGAAUAGAUGCUUCCAACGUGGUCAUAAAAUUUUAACUAUUACAAUAACAAAUUUAGCUUGCUGGCAAAAAGGAAAGUGAUUUCAGUUUAAAAGGAACGUUAUUUUUUGGAAUGAAUUACAUUUCAGUGAAAGCAAAAAAUGAAAUUUUGUUUUUUUGUUUGUUUUGUUUAUGGUUCGUUAUCAUGAUCUAUGUUUAGAAAUUCGUGUUUUGUGUAUGAAGUGUUUUUUUGUAUGACUGGUGUAUGUGAAAAUAAAUCAUUUACAUGGAUUCAUGGGUCAGU
This is a messenger RNA of Rhopilema esculentum, 1461 nucleotides long. Its product is annotated as dnaJ homolog subfamily B member 4. Gene Ontology annotation, molecular function: protein-folding chaperone binding. Gene Ontology annotation, cellular component: cytosol. The record is from RefSeq and is a predicted model, not a curated record. NCBI's taxonomy places the organism in Eukaryota, Metazoa, Cnidaria, Scyphozoa, Rhizostomeae, Rhizostomatidae.